GAGCCCAAAAGAUUGAUUUAAUGAAGCGAAUGGGGAACAAAAUAGGCCCAAUACAAAAGGAAUUGCCACUCCGGUAACUCUCACCAUUUCCGUUGAUACCCAAAGUGGAAAACACGAGAUACACUCAGAAGCGAUGCAGCAACCUCAGGCGACGGCGACUGGAGCCACGGCGGCCACUCAGGCUCACUCCACGGAGGCUCCUCCUAAGCAGGUGGCGCUGGCAAUGGAUCGUUUGUCUCACGCGGCUCGGCUCAUAGCCGACAUUCGGCUCGGCGCUGAUCGCCUCCUUGAAGCUCUCUUCGUCGCUGCGCAGCCUCACCAAAGCAAUAAACCUGUGCACUUCUUCCAGAACGAAGAUGAUUCUAUGCGUCAACAUUUCCAGGAUCUUCGCUCUGUUGGAAAGCUGCUAGAAGAGUCUGGGGUUCUUAGCGAAUCGCUUCGGUCGCGAAGUAAUUCAUGGGGGCUGCACAUGCCCUUGGUUUGCCCGGACGGUGCAGUGGUUGCUUACGCCUGGAAACGUCAACUCGCCGGUCAGGCUGGCGCUUCUGCCGUUGAUCGAACCAGGUUGGCUCUUAAGGCCUUCACUGAUCAGAAGAGGCGAUUUUUUCCUCACCUUGAUGAUGAGGGUCAAAAUGGUCAGGAUACUGAACCGAAUCCAAAGAAACAACGUGGUCCACAAGUAGUUCCACCUAUUCAUCAGGAAGAGCUUAGUGAUUGUAAAACACUAUCAGACAUUCUGACUCGUUUGGAAAAAGAAGUGCCGAAUUUAAAAAUUCUAACCUAUGAACGAAUGGACUGGUUGAAAAGAGCUUCUUCCCUGCCAAAUGAGGGUCCCAUAGAAAAACUGAAGGAACACAAUUUUCAUAGUUCAAAUAGAUUAAAACCAGGUCCUCUGAGUGAUGUUGAUGUAGAUAAGGUUGCUGUAAUUGAAUUGUCAUUUCCUUCUGUCUUCAGAGCUGUAGUAUCUUUGCAUCCUGCUGGUUCUAUCGAUCCAGAUGCAGUAGCUUUCUUUUCUCCAGAUGAGGGAGGCAGCUAUAUGCAUGCAAGAGGUGUUUCAGUUUAUCAUGUAUUUAGACAUAUAACGGAGCAUGCUGCGAUGGCUUUGCAGUAUUUUCUUGGAGUUGAAGCUGAAACAGCUCUAUAUUCCCUUUUGCAUUGGAUAUGCAGCUACCAAAAUCUAUUCUCAAAAGUUUGCAGUAAGUGUGGGCGAUUGCUUUCUAUGGAUCGGCAAUCAGCUUUAUUGCUACCUGCUAUUUACCACCCUUACCAGCAACAGUUCUUCCAUUUAAAACUUUCAUCUACCCAACCUAAUUCCUCGGUGAAGGAUCAAAUCUCAAAUCUUGAUCGGGUUUAUCACAUUGGGUGCUUUUCAGAGGAUACUUAAUUUGUAUAUUUUGCUAGGUAUUAUUUGCUGGCUGAUUCUCGGCCAUAUGACCAUGCCACUGCGAAUUGCAUGUGUGGUGUUGCGAAUAGCCUUGGCCUUAUUAUAAUUAUUUGCUUUGUCCAUAAUUCUCAGUUAGUUUUCCUUUUUACUCCAUACACAUUGAUAAUACAAUCUUUUGACAUUAAGGCCUCAUUUUGAUAGUGGCAUUGGAUUGGAUUAUUUUUAUAUUGUAACUUUGUUAUCAAAUUAGAGAGACGCUGCAAAGAUUAAAUCCCCUUAGUUAGGGAUAACUUAAUCCAA
Messenger RNA from Cannabis sativa, 1684 nucleotides. RefSeq names its product mediator of RNA polymerase II transcription subunit 27. The coding region runs from base 134 to 1384 and encodes 416 amino acids. NCBI's taxonomy places the organism in Eukaryota, Viridiplantae, Streptophyta, Magnoliopsida, Rosales, Cannabaceae. Gene Ontology annotation, biological process: regulation of transcription by RNA polymerase II. Gene Ontology annotation, cellular component: mediator complex. The transcript has 8 exons. The record is from RefSeq and is a predicted model, not a curated record. Gene Ontology annotation, molecular function: transcription coactivator activity.